UCUCUUUAUAUAAUUAUGGUUGGUGGGAAGAGAUUUGGCGUUCUACUUUGCGCCGAGGAUUCUGAUUAUGUUAAGAAGAGAUACGGUGGUUAUUUUGGCGCCGAGGAAGGCGAGACCUGUGACUUUUUCAUGGUGGCCAAGGGUGAAUUCCCCGACGACGAUGCGAAGUCUUCGUUAUAACCGGGAGCUGCAACGAUGUUCACGCCAACCACGCUUGGAUCUGUCGUUUGGUUUCUUUGUUGAACAAGCUGGAUUCGUUGAAGAAGAAGGUUCUCGGGAUUUGCUUUGGUCACCAGAUUCCGAGCCGUGCACGGGGAGGGAAAAGGGGUCGGGCCAUCUCAGGAUGGGAUAUCGGGACCACCACCGUUCAUUUAUCACCGUCUUCAUCGGAACUCUUAUGAUCCCUGAAAAUCUCGACCACUCUAUCCAUCAUCGAGUGCCAUCGAUACGAGGUACUGGAAGUUGCACCGGGAGCUGAAGUGAUGGCAUGGUCGGAGAAAACAGGGGUGGAGAUGUUUAGAUACGGGGAUCAUAUCAUGGGGAUUCAAGGUCACCCUGAAUACACCAAUGACAUUUUGCUUCACCUCAUCGAUCGUCUUUUGCACAAAAGUUUUAUUGCGGAAUCAUUAUGCUGAAGAGUUGAAGGCGAAGCUGGGGAAAGUUGAGCCUGAUAAAGAUGCAUGGAAGAAAUUUUGCAUUAGCUUCCUCAAGGGGAGAUUGCCAU
Messenger RNA from Hibiscus syriacus, 724 nucleotides. RefSeq lists its product as uncharacterized. The record is from RefSeq and is a predicted model, not a curated record. The coding region runs from base 68 to 478 and encodes 136 amino acids. The transcript is spliced from 4 exons. NCBI's taxonomy places the organism in Eukaryota, Viridiplantae, Streptophyta, Magnoliopsida, Malvales, Malvaceae.